CAGGCUUCCCUGGGAAGUGCUAGUCCAGUUGGCUCUUUAUCAUCGGAGGAUCACGACUUCGACCCGACGGCGGAUAUGUUGGUCCAUGACUUUGACGAUGAGCGUACGUUAGAGGAGGAGGAAAUGCGGGAAGGAGAAUCCAACGUGAGUUCGGAGAUAGCAGACUUGGAGAAGGAGGGCACAAUGCCCUUAGAGGAACUGUUGGCCAUGUACAGAUAUGAAGGUUCAGUUGACGCUGUCGGUGGUUCAAGCGCGGACAGCUCGUCUGUAGAGUUGACAGAUGAGUUUCCGGACAUGACGUUAGACAAAGAGGAGAUAGCGAAAGACCUGUUGUCGGGGGACGACGAGGAGACGCAGUCCUCCGCCGACGACCUGACGCCAUCCGUGACCUCACACGAAACCACCGAUUUCUUCCCCAGAACACUUCGCUCCAACACAGUCUAUGAUGGAGACAAGGAAUCAGAGGGUGAGGAUGAUGUCAACCCAGAAGAUUCUAGAAAGGAGAUCAUGGUUGGGUCUGAGUAUCAGGCAGUAAUUCCCUCCCUGUCCUGUUACAGCGAUGAGGAAAAAGUGUAUGAGGACGAAGAUCAGUUGCUAUGGAAACCAGACGUCCUGCCCGAGUCAAAAGUGAAGGACUAUUUGCAGGAGGCUCUUCUCACAGGCCUCGAUGCGAAGCGGGAAGACGUGGAAGGCUGUCUCGUUCGAGACAACGAGCAGGUUCUUUACGAACUCUUGAGGAGUAACUACAGUAUUCCUGAGGCCCUUGGGCGUUAUCGGAGCAAUGAGAAAUCUUCCAAAGAUGAAAUGCUGCCCUGGUCUGAAGAGGAGUGUCGGAAUUUUGAACACGCCCUGCUUCUGUACGAGAAGAACUUUCACCUAAUACAGAAACACAAAGUCAACACAAGGACUGUAGCAGAAUGUGUUGCGUUUUACUACAUGUGGAAAAAGUCGGAGCGGUUUGAUUUUUUCGUCCAGCAACACCGGUUUGGGAAGAAGAGGUUCAGCAGUUACCCCGGCGUAACGGACCUGAUGGAUAGGCUGGUGGAUGAGGCGGAUGGUCUGGUGGUGGAUGGUGGAGCCUCCAUGUGCUCCAGCAACAGCGGCAGGAUGGAGACGCCAACCGACCAGCAGCUUAACAUCCUCAACUCCAUCACCGCCAGCGACCUCUCCGCACUCACCAGCGUGGCGUCGGUGUGUAACCCAGGUGAGGUGAGCUGCCUGGACUCAUACAGCUUCACGCCCUUAGACGGCCUCCACCGGGGCACCCUGGGACACGAGGAGCCUUUGAAUUUCUCCAACAACGGAGACGGGGACUGUCUGAACCUGCUGGACACGGGCUUCUACCACUCGGAGCUGGCCCAGAUUAACGUGUGCGGGGACGAGUGCGACAGACCCCCGUCCAAAAGGCUGAAAAUGGGCCUGUCGGAACCCUUCAUGAACGAGGUGUCGGUGGCGAACAGGAACAUGGGCGUGGACUUCGAGGGGCGGGCGCAUCACAUCACCAGUGCCAAAAUGGCCGUGUCCGUCACUGACUUUGGCAGCUUGUCUGCGAGCGAAGCUGGUACUUACAUGGGCUCUCACGCGCUCCAUCAGCACGCGGCCCUGCAGUCAGAGUAA
This is a messenger RNA of Chanos chanos (milkfish), 1617 nucleotides long. It is a transcript of the gene mier3a, whose product is annotated as mesoderm induction early response 1, family member 3 a. Gene Ontology annotation, cellular component: nucleoplasm. Bases 76 to 1617 code for a protein of 513 amino acids. The record is from RefSeq and is a predicted model, not a curated record. Lineage: Eukaryota; Metazoa; Chordata; Actinopteri; Gonorynchiformes; Chanidae. Gene Ontology annotation, biological process: negative regulation of transcription by RNA polymerase II. Gene Ontology annotation, molecular function: histone deacetylase binding; transcription corepressor activity. The transcript is spliced from 12 exons.